This is a messenger RNA of Plasmodium yoelii, 882 nucleotides long. Its product is annotated as PIR protein. Bases 1 to 882 code for a protein of 293 amino acids. Lineage: Eukaryota; Apicomplexa; Aconoidasida; Haemosporida; Plasmodiidae. The record is from RefSeq and is a predicted model, not a curated record. The transcript is spliced from 3 exons.
AUGGAUUCCGAAAUAUGUAAAAGGUUCAAGAAUGUAAGGGAAUGGCUUCCCGAUCAAUUGGACAUCAAGAAAGAGUAUCAAAUUAAAGAUAAACAUCAUCUCAAUGAAUAUUGUACUAGUGGGUGUGAUAGUUCUCUCGAUAAAAUUAGUGCUGGAUGUUUAUAUUUAUUUAAUGAAUUUUUUCGUGAUUCUUCUGUGUUUGAGGCCGUUGCAAAAGAAAACUUCUAUGUUGUUGAAUACAUUUUGAUAUGGUUAAGUUAUAUGUUAAACCUUACCAAAACUCAAGAAAACAACAGUAUAGAGAUUUUUUAUAAUACAUAUGUAAAGAAUGGUGAUAAGUAUAUUAAUAAUAUAAAAUAUUUUAGUGGUUGUGAUGGUUAUAAGGAUCUUAUAGAUAGAAGUGAUUAUUUGUUAAGUAUGGAUAUGAGCAUUAUAUCUAAAUUAUAUUAUGCAUUUAAUACAUUAUGUGACAUAUAUAAUGAGCUUGAUACAAACAAAUCAAAUUGCGCGAAAUGUUUGGAAAAAGUUCGUCAAUUUAUUGAAAAAUAUGAAGAAUUUAACAUAGAUUAUAACAAUGCUGAAAAUAUCCCCUAUUUUAAUGUAUUGCUUACUUUAUUAAAUGGUUAUGAUAAUUUAAAAAAUAAAUGUGAAGAUUUCCCGUCCAUUCCAGGGAUACCAAACGAAAUUUCUGAACAUGUUUCUGAAGUUAAAUCAAGUUCGUCGAUAUUUAGCAAAUUAAUUCCAGUUGUGUUGAUAUUUUCUGCAAUAUCAAUUUUUUUAGGAAUUUCUUAUAAGUAUUCAUUAUUUGGAUUUCGGAAACGAUUUAAAAAACAACAAAUAAGAGAAAAAAUAAAAAAUAUAAAGAAGAUAAUGAAUCAUUAA